Molecule: messenger RNA, 1519 nt
Organism: Arabidopsis lyrata subsp. lyrata
Lineage: Eukaryota; Viridiplantae; Streptophyta; Magnoliopsida; Brassicales; Brassicaceae
Product: extensin
Exons: 1
Coding region: 278-1372 (364 amino acids)
Source: RefSeq, a predicted model, not a curated record
UAUCUUAAAGAAAACUACGCGAUUGACAAUUUCAAAAACACAUCCUAUAAAAGAAUGAGGAUUCAGUUUCGGUAUCCGAUAAGAUCCCCCAAAAAUAUAUAUAUCGUAAAAUUCUAUAUGCCCGCAUAAUUAUCCAUAAAUAAAGGUCAUACAUGUUUAACCUUCCUCUCACACAAAAACAAAAUCUAAAGAAGAGAAGAAAAAUAGGUUAAACAAAAAGCUCCUCUAUAAAUUACUUGAGACGUUCUCAUAAGAUUGCUUUCUUAAACACUCAACAAUGAAGAGCCUCAUUUUCCUCGUACCUCUCCUUUGUCUCAUCAUUUCACCAACCACAACGAUUGCAAGUUGGCCAAAACCUUCGGAAGUCUCCAAAGAGGACAUGCUGAUGAAUACCGACCACAACCAUUACUUUGGUAAUAAAUUGAACUACGAAGAUUCCAAAGUCUGGAAAUGUACAUACAACAACGGAUCUGGAGCCGCCGUCUCUAUUUCCUACCCUGCACCUCCACAUCCUCCGUCACCAAAGCCACCAACUCCGUCGUCUCGGCCUCCUUCACCUCUAUCUCCAAAAAAGUCUCCACCACCGCCAAAACCAUCACCGCCGCCACGAACUCCCAAAAAGUCUCCACCACCUAAGCCAUCAUCGCCUCCACCAACUCCCAAAAAGUCUCCACCACCGCCUAAACCAUCAUCGCCGCCACCAACUCCCAAAAAGUCUCCACCAUCGCCUAAACCAUCAUCGCCGCCACCAAGUCCCAAAAAGUCUCCGCCGCCUCCUAAACAAUCUCCGUCUCCUCCUAAACCAUCUACGCCUCCACCAAAUCCUAAGAAGUCUCCGCCCUCUCCUAAACCAUCAUCACCACCACCAAGCCCCAAAAAGUCUCCCCCGCCUCCUAAUCCUUCUAAACCAUCAUCACCGCCACCAACUCCUAAGAAGUCUCCACCACCUCCCAAACCAUCUCAGCCGCCUCCUAAACCAUCUCCUCCACAUCGUAAACCAUCUCCGCCGACUCCUAAACCAUCAACAACUCCACCAACUCCAAAAAUUUCACCUCCAUCUCCUAAACCAUCACCUCCGCGUCCAACUCCCAAGAAGUCUCCACCACCGCCACCAACAAGGCCAUCAACUCCGGCACAUCGAUAUCAAAAUCCGUGGGUGCAUUUCGCGAGCUGCAUUAGCGAAUUUGGACCGUCGGCAAUAUGUAAGCAACAGAUGGAGGUAAGUUACUACAGAAGAGGGUUUCUUGUUAGUGACUAUUGCUGCAACCUUAUUGUCAACAUGAGACAUGAAUGUACCGAUGUCAUUUUGGGCUUCUUCACCGAUCCUUUCUUCGUUCCUCUUAUUCGUUACACUUGUCAUGUUAAGUAUUAGCUCUUGUUUGGUUUUUUUUUUUUUUAACUAUAGGGCUUUUCUUUUCUUCUUGGGUUCUUUAGUCAUGCAAUUUUGUUGUUGUCCAUAUCUUAUGGACUGCUCUUUUGCUACAUUUCAGGAAUAAUAAAUAUGGUUUUUCUUUUUCUU